AUGGUGAACAAGACGGAAGUUAUUGAAAGACUGAAAACAUUCCACAUGCCUAAUUUUAUAGAGGAACAUAGAGAUAUCCAGGGUCACAAAGCUGCUGUAUUGGUGCCGCUAUUUUUCCAAAAUGACGAAAUUUAUGUACUUCUCACCGUUCGAUCCAAAAACUUGCGUUCACACAGUGGUCAUGUAGCUUUCCCCGGAGGCAAGAUGGAUGAGAGGGAUUCUGAUCUUUUGGAGACUGCUUUGAGAGAAUCAUGGGAAGAAAUUGGUUUGCCAAGGGACAAGGUAGAAAUCGUGUGUCAGGGGAUGCCAUUCAGCUUCCUUAAUAAUGUGGUGGUGACUCCAUUCAUUGGAUUUAUUGACAGCGACUUUUCACCAAUACAGAACAAACGAGAAGUGUCAGAUAUUUUUAGUAUGCCAAUCAUCAAUUUUUUAUCUGCAGAGAACCACACAUCCACAGUUCACUUGGAUGCUUCUGGUAACAAGUCAUAUGUACAUCAUUUUGAAUAUGCUGACAAGGACAAACGCUAUUUCCCAUUUGGAUUUACGGCUUUCAUUUGUGUUAUUUUAGCGAACAUAAUUUUUCAAAAAGCGCCUGAAUUUGAAAUAAGUUCGCUAUAUAAACCCAAUGAUCCUGCUAAAAUUCUUUUAAUUUGGCAUCAAAGACGUGUCAAGUCCAACACAAUGAAAGCAAAUAGUAAACUCUAA
Saccoglossus kowalevskii is the source of this 705-nucleotide messenger RNA. RefSeq names its product peroxisomal coenzyme A diphosphatase NUDT7-like. The record is from RefSeq and is a predicted model, not a curated record. Gene Ontology annotation, biological process: nucleoside diphosphate metabolic process; coenzyme A catabolic process. Gene Ontology annotation, molecular function: magnesium ion binding; coenzyme A diphosphatase activity; manganese ion binding. NCBI's taxonomy places the organism in Eukaryota, Metazoa, Hemichordata, Enteropneusta, Harrimaniidae.